UUAAACACCGAUCUUCAUUUUCCGAAUUUACCCCCGAUUCCAGCAGCCGAUAUGCCGAGUCCGAUGCUCGAAAGAACACUCUGCUACAACUCUCUUCCUCUCUGAACCACACCCCGAACAAACCACCAAUCUCAGUCCCAAUGUCAAUGGCAGCCAUUGUAGUCCUGUAUCCAUCUCCAGGCAUCGGCCACCUCAUCUCCAUGGUAGAACUAGGCAAGCUCAUCCUCACCCGCCACCCUUCCUUCUCCAUCACCAUCCUCACCACCACUACUUCCUUCAACACCGGCUCCACCGCCCCUUACCUCCGCCGCGUCUCCUCCACCACUCCCUCCAUCACCUUCCACCACCUCCCCCUCAUCCCUCUAGACCCUGCCUCCUUCCCCUCCACGGAAGCCAUCACCUUCGAGCUCCUCCGCCUCAACACCCCCCACGUCCGCCGCUCCCUCCUCUCCCUCUCCACCACCACCACCAUCGCCGCCUUCAUCAUCGACCUCUUCUGCACCCCCGCUCUCCCACUUGGCUCAGAACUCAACAUCCCCACCUACUACUUCUUCACUUCCGGCGCCGGUUGCCUCGAUUGCUUCCUUUACUUACCCACCAUUCAUCAAAACAUUAACCAAAGCUUCAAAGACUUAAACACGGAUCUUCAUUUUCCGAAUUUACCCCCGAUUCCAGCAGCCGAUAUGCCGAGUCCGAUGCUCGAAAGAAACUCCACAGAAUACGAAUGCUUCAUUGAUUUCUUCAACCACAUGCCCAAAUCCGAUGGGAUUAUUGUGAACACGUUCGAAGCACUGGAGCCGAGAGCUGUUAAAGCAAUCUCGGAUGGAUUGUGUGUUCCUAACGGUGUUACCCCGCCGGUCUUUUGUAUAGGGCCGUUAAUUGCCUCCGGUGAGGACCGUGGCGGUGGUGACGUGGAGGAGUGUUUGACGUGGCUGGAUACGCAACCGAGUCGAAGCGUUGUGUUUCUGUGUUUUGGAAGCUUGGGUUUGUUCACAGGGGAGCAAUUGAAGGAGAUUGCAAUCGGGUUGGAGAGGAGUGGGCAGAGGUUUUUGUGGGUGGUGCGGGCUCCACCCACGCAAACCCCGGUGCUUGUGGCAUUGCCCGACCCGGAUUUGGAUUCGUUGCUCCCGGACGGGUUCUUGGACCGGACGAAGGAGAGGGGGUUGGUGGUCCAGUCGUGGGCCCCGCAGGUGGCGGUGCUGCAGCAUGACUCGGUAGGUGGGUUCGUGACUCACUGCGGGUGGAACUCGGCGUUGGAAGCCGUGUGCGCUGGGGUUCCGAUGGUGGCGUGGCCGAUAUACGCGGAGCAGAGGCUGAAUAGGGUGCUGUUGGUGAUGGAAAUGAAGCUGGCCUUGUGGAUGAACGAGUCGGAAAGCGGGUUUGUGAUGGCAGAGGAGGUGGAGAAGCGAGUUACUGAGUUGAUGGAUUCAGAGGAAGGAAAGGCAGUUAGGGACCGAGUCAAGGCAGCGAGUGAGGGCACAAGGGAAGCUACGAGUGAAGGCGGGUCGUCCCGAGUUGCGCUGGCUAAGUUAGUAGAGUCAUGGAAGCAGAGUUGAGUUGACCCACAUGGUCACAAUCUAGCUUGGUUGGUGAAAAAGAAUAUUUGAACUAAUGGCUCCCUUGCCAAUGAGCUACCAGUUGUAAGUGGCUAGUGAUCAGUUUAAUAACAAGAAAUGAUAUAGCUGUUGUGUU
Molecule: messenger RNA, 1692 nt
Organism: Rhododendron vialii
Lineage: Eukaryota; Viridiplantae; Streptophyta; Magnoliopsida; Ericales; Ericaceae
Product: UDP-glycosyltransferase 88B1-like
Exons: 1
Coding region: 141-1556 (471 amino acids)
Molecular function (GO): UDP-glycosyltransferase activity
Source: RefSeq, a predicted model, not a curated record